Messenger RNA from Dromiciops gliroides (monito del monte), 3245 nucleotides. It is a transcript of the gene ACOT9, whose product is annotated as acyl-CoA thioesterase 9. The coding region runs from base 122 to 1462 and encodes 446 amino acids. The record is from RefSeq and is a predicted model, not a curated record. Gene Ontology annotation, cellular component: mitochondrion. The transcript is spliced from 16 exons. Gene Ontology annotation, molecular function: fatty acyl-CoA hydrolase activity. Lineage: Eukaryota; Metazoa; Chordata; Mammalia; Microbiotheria; Microbiotheriidae. Gene Ontology annotation, biological process: acyl-CoA metabolic process.
GUUUGGCUUUGGGAGGUUUGAGACGUUUCCCCUCCCGGAGGUAGGACAGGGUUGGGCCGGCGGGUCCGCGUCCUCCCCUUUUCUUGCAGUGGCUGCCAGACGGCUGCAGGCGGGCGGCACGAUGUGGCGGGCAGCAAAACGAUUUUGUGCAUUAAGCAAUGGACGGGCAAUUCUUGGCAGGAUACCUGGCCAAGAGACAUUUAAUAAUAGAACCAAGGGAACCUUCAAUAUAGAAGGAGAAGGCUCAUCUAUUCCUAUGACUGAUGUUCGGUAUAAACUUCUGGAGGUAGUAGGAGCAUCCUCACACUGGUGUGACCAUGUGAAAUCGAUGGAGGAGAGAAAGUUACUUCAUAGUCUGUUGCCCAAGAACCAGAAGGAGCUGCCCCCAAGGAGGAUGAAGGACAGUUACAUCGAAGCCAUUUUGCCUUUAGGAACUCAAACUCAGUUACGGGAGAAAUAUUUGACCGUAUACAAUAGUGUAAGAUUUGGCAGGAUUCUUGAGGAUCUUGACAGCUUAGGAGUUCUUAUUUGCUAUACUCACACCAAAAUAGAUUCCACCAAGAUAUCCCCUUUCUCUAUCGUGACAGCCUUGGUUGACAAAAUUGAUUUAUGUCAGAAUGUCAUAAGUCCAGAACGUGACAUUAAGUUCACUGGACACGUGAGUUGGGUUGGAAAGACAUCAAUGGAAGUCAAGAUGCACAUGAGUCAGUUACAGGAUACGGUUUACCAUCCCGUCCUGGAUGCAACAUUUGUAAUGGUGGCCCGUGAUCCUGAAAACAAAGGGCCAGCUUUUAUAAAUCCACUAGUCCCUGAAGGUCCAGAGGAAGAAGAACUCUUCAAGCAAGGAGAAUUGAAUAAGAGAAAGAGGGUUGCCUCCAGGACCGCAUCCUUAUUGAAGAUGGCUCCCACUGCAGAAGAAAGGAAUGCUAUUCAUGACUUGUUCCUUAACACGCUGGACCCAAGGACUAUAAGUUUUCAAAGUCGAGUUUUACCUCCUAAUUCAGUGUGGAUGGAAGACACAAAAUUGAAGAGCCUGCAUGUAUGCCAUCCUGAGAAACGGAACAUUUACAAUAGAAUCUUUGGAGGUUUCCUUAUGAGAAAAGCAUUUGAACUUGGUUGGGCUACUGCUUGUAAUUUUGGUGCUUCUAGACCUUUUCCAUUUACCGUGGAUGAUAUCAUGUUUCAGAGACCUGUUGAAAUUGGAUCACUGCUAUACUUUUCUUCCCAGGUUUGUUUUACUGAAAAGAAUUACAUUCAAGUUAGAGUACACAGUGUAGUAUCUUUUCCUGGCUCUAAAGAGUACAAGACUACCAAUGUCUUCCAUUUCACCUUUUUUGUUGAAAAAGAAGUGCCAUCGGUGGUUCCCAAAACUUAUGGAGAUUCCAUGUUAUAUUUAGAUGGUUAUCGACGUUUCAUGGCCACAAUGCAUCAAAAAAGCAGUGGAAAAAGUACUAUCCAGUGACACCCUAAAAAAUACCACUUUUUGGAAACUAAGGACGGGGGAGCAUAUGGUAUUUAAGGGGGGUAGGAAAAGAGUUGUGGGGACUGUAAAAGCAUUCUUCAUGGAGAAGGAUCACACCUGUAGGAACUGCCAGAAAGGGUUUUUUUUUAAAUUUUAUUAAAAAAAACCUCUUAAAAUAAUUAAAAUUAUGUUUAUAACCUAAUUUAGUACUAUAUUGCUUCCUGUUUCUUCUCUGCCAAAGAAGCAGGACAAGAUUUUUCUAAACACUUGUGAAACAUUCUUUUUCUGCCCAUAUAUUGUAUAUCAACUUUAAAGGUUCACUCAUCAUUUUACCAUUUGUUAAACCUUUGUUGCAUUGUCCUUGCUUUUUAUCUGAAAUUCUGUUAGGAUUUUACUCUUCUUCAGUGUUUCUCCUGUUCCCACCCCAGGCAGCUUGGCCCAGUGAAGGGCUUGGAAUUAGGAAUACCUGGAGUUCAGAUCUUGCCAUAGACAUUGACCAGCUCUGUGACUCUGGGCAAGUUACUUUACCUCUCUUUGGUCAGUUUCCUCAUCUCUAAAAUGGGGGUGAUUAAUAGCACCUGUUUCCAGGUUGUUGUUAGACUCAAAUGAGAUAAUGUGUGCAAAAUGCUUUGCAAAUCUUUAUAGUGCUAAAUAAAUGUUAGCUUGUAUUAUCAUCUUCCCCUUAAUUUUAUGACAUAUAUGGUGGAUGAUUAACAUAUUGUGGUUAGAGAAUGCUCCAAGAUGUAGUUUCUUGUUAGUGUUCUUGAAGAUUUGUAGGAAAUUAAAGAUAGAAUCUCCUUCCCUACUUCCACCAUUUGUAACUCCUUGUCCUGCAGGGCUCUGUUUAGUUGUCACCUUCUUCAUGAAGCCUUUCCAUGUUUUCCCAGCUAUUCCCACACCCAUAUCAAACACUAUAUUUAUUCUGUAUCUACUUCUUUGUAAACUCAUUCUAUUCUCUUAUUAAGAUAUAAGCGCUUUGAGCACGGAGGCUAUCUCAUUCCUGCAUCUUUUAUCCCUAGUGCCUGGUACCUGGGAUUUAACACGUGUUCGUUAAUUGUUGGAGCAGGCAAAGACCUCGGGUGCAGCCAGGGAGAGGAAGAUUUGGCAGUAGAACCGGUGUCUCCCAGCUCAGCCCCAGGGUUUUUCCCGCUACUCCACAUUGCCUUGAUUUUAAGUCUGAUGUGGCAGAUUUAGGUUAGGCCAGAUUGUGAAUCUCAAGACAGAAGAAACUCAUGUAAACCACAAAAUCCAAGCUGAGGCAGGGAUAAUUGAAGGUGGGCUGAUGUCCCCAGGAGGAGGAGGAGCGAUGGUACUUCGCUUGAGGUAUGUUGUAGCUGGAGAGGAUGUACCCAGGACAGAGUCAGUGAACUAAGAAGUGCCAUUACUCCUUUGAGCAUAGAGAAUAGUAUAGGCUGAUUUCUCAAUUGCAGAAAAACGUAGUGAAAAAAUGGAAAGAGGAGAGAAAAGUCUGGGAAGUUAAUUUGGGAUGAAUUGUGAGGGAGAGGACUGAGUAGAUUGGGAGAGCCGAGAGCCAAGAAAGGAAAAGUCUUGGGGGCCCAAGGAGACAAAGGGAAGAAUAGAAACAGUCUUGGAUGGUAUUUUAUAAUUUGGUUCCAAGGGAUGCUUUUCCAGUCUUAUUUCUUAAUACCCUCUCUUUAUCUACUCUAUGAUCUAUUCUGAUCAUGUCAAAAGGUUUUUGCAUUCAUUCAUUCAUCAAAUUUUGUUUUUGUUUUGUUUUUUUGGUUUUUUUUUUGCAGGGCAAUGAGGGUUAAGUGACUUGCCC